Molecule: messenger RNA, 2216 nt
Organism: Truncatella angustata
Lineage: Eukaryota; Fungi; Ascomycota; Sordariomycetes; Amphisphaeriales; Sporocadaceae
Product: multicopper oxidase
Exons: 3
Coding region: 399-2216 (605 amino acids)
Molecular function (GO): oxidoreductase activity; copper ion binding
Source: RefSeq, a predicted model, not a curated record
UGGCCACUCAAAAUAUCGAUGGGUGAAGCAUAUGCCCUUGCGUACAUACUGUCCAACAUACCAACAAACCUGCGAUACCUUAUCCUCUAGAACCAAACCUUGCAGAAAUGAAAUGAGUUCACACGUAACUCUCUGCAAUGAAUAGGACAUGGGUAGGAAAGAUAAGGACUAUCAGACUGAGUGUCUGCAAGGGUUGUCAAGCUUGGUUUGUAUAUACGCAGAGAAUGAUACCCGGCUUUGAAUCUUAUAUAAAUGGGCGUAACCUACGGGACAGAUUGUAAUUCACAAUAAGGCGGUUUUGAUGUUACUCCCAAUAACCACGUUGGAUUCUGAUUGGUUGCCUACUGUUGGGAGUUACCACUAUAAUACCGGCUGGUGAAUAUCUGUACCACUCAGAAAUGCGCGCAAUUACCCUCGCAGGGGCCAUCCCCAUAUUCUCAUUCCUGGCGGCCGUCACAGCGGCCCCAGCUACUGGGCCCAUCGAACUUCGGCAGUCUGCAAGCUGCAACACUCCAGACAACCGGGCUUGCUGGAGCGAUGGUUUCGAUAUCAACACAGACUAUGAGCUAUCGACGCCCGAGGGUGUCACCAGGACCUUUGACUUCGAUGUGAUCGAGGCCGACAACUGGACUGGACCUGACGGGGUUGUCAAGGAAAAGGUCAUGCUCAUCAACAAUCAGUAUCCAGGCCCGGCCUUGUACGCUGACUGGGGCGAUACUCUGGUUAUAACGGUUACCAACAGCAUGACGACUAACGGGACAUCUAUCCACUGGCAUGGUCUCCGUCAACAUCAUACAAACAUCCACGACGGCGCUAACGGCGUCACGGAAUGCCCAAUAGCCCCCGGUCAGUCCAAGACGUACACGUUUAGGGCCACCCAAUACGGAACAUCAUGGUACCACUCGCAUCACUCAGCACAGUACGGAAAUGGCGUCUUCGGCUCGAUCCACAUCAACGGCCCCGCCUCCGCCAAUUACGACGUAGAUCUCGGCGUCUAUCCCAUCUUCGACUACUACCAUCUCACCGCUGACCAGGGCGUGCGGCUCACGCAGACCCAGCCCUUGCCGCCGAACAGCGAUAAUGUCCUCUUCAACGGCACCAACAUCAACCCGGCCGAUCCCAGUCUGGGACAGUACUCCAUCGUGACACUGACACCGGGGGCCAAGCACCGCCUCAGACUCAUCAACCCCUCCAUCGAGCACAACUUCCAGGUCUCGCUCGUGGGGCACGAGUUCACCAUCAUCGCAACGGACUUCGUGCCCGUCGAGCCCGUCGUAGCCGGCGACGUGUUCCUCGGCGUGGGGCAGAGGUACGACGUGAUAAUCGAGGCCACCGAGGCCGUGGACAACUACUGGUUCAACGUGACGCUAUCGAGCACGGGGCUCUGCGGGGCGUCCGACAACGUUGCGCCGGCCGCCGUCUUCCGCUACGAUGGCGCGGCGGACGCACUUCCCACGGACCCGGGCACGGCGCCGGCGGACUCGCUGUGCAACGACCGGGACGACCUGGUGCCAAUCGUGACGCGCGCCGCCUCGGUGACGGAGAUCACGCCGGCGGUGCUGCUCAACGACAACCUGCCCGUGACGCUCAGCUUCCCGCCGCUGUCCAGCACAGUGACGUGGUUCGUGAACGGGAGCGCCAUCGACGUGCAGUGGGACAGGCCGGUGCUCGAGUACGUGCUCGAGGGGGACGCGGCGUCGCUGCCCCGGCGUGAGAACGUCGUCGUCGUCGACCAGGAGGACGUCUGGACGUACUGGAUCAUCCAGAACCUGUCGCCGGUCCCGCACCCCAUGCACCUGCACGGCCACGACUUCCUGGUCCUCGGCCGGUCGGCGCCGCUGAACGUGCCCUUCUCGCUCGCGCAGCUCCUGGCGCUGCUCGCCGCGGGCCAGCUGGGGCCGCUGACGGAUCUGUUUGACCCGUCGGACCUUGCGUCUCUGAACUUCGACAACCCCACGCGGCGCGACGUCACCAUGCUGCCCGGGCUGGGAUACCUGGUCGUGGCGUUCCGGGCUGACAACCCGGGGAAUUGGUUGUUGCACUGUCACAUUGCCUGGCACGUCAGCGGUGGGCUGAGCGUGGACUUUGUGGAGCGGCGGGACGAGCAGGCGGCUUUCAUUAGUGAAGCGGAACUGACUGCUUUCGAGGAUACGUGUACGCAGUGGCGGAGCUUUUAUGCUACGAGUGAGUAUCAACAGGAGGACUCGGGGCUUUGA